Molecule: messenger RNA, 1079 nt
Organism: Parnassius apollo (apollo)
Lineage: Eukaryota; Metazoa; Arthropoda; Insecta; Lepidoptera; Papilionidae
Source: the annotation of a GenBank genome assembly
GUUCUGAUUCGCGCAUUCAAUGUACACCAGAGGUAAUGGCUGUGACGGUGCCCAUGGACGGCGACAGAAAGAUCUCCUAUCUCGACAACCUCAAAGAUUACAAGCCUUGCCUGCCCAACUUGGAAAACAAUGCAGCGACCUUCAUGCUAGACCUGCAAGACCACCAUAAAUGUGGCGUGACCAGAGUCAUUAAUCAAAUUACGGGUAAACGUACAUUCUACCACAAAAUUGUGAUAGAGUUGGCAGACGGCGGGCGCGAGACAGUAACUGUCAGGUGUAUGGUGACAGGCAAACCACAUCUCGUAGCGAGACGAGCGGUUGAACCUUUCCCCUUGGACUUCAACGAACCAGAUGUUCUGAACAUCACACGAUACGAAGAAGGACGCGCUCCCGAACCAAUUUUGGGUGCCGUUGUGAAGCAAAACGGAAAACAGGUAUCAGGUGAGAUAUCCGUUAGCCCAGGCACACCGCUUUCGAUGGAAAUAUUCCUGGACAACGCCUCAGCGCCAGUAUACGGUCUACUCGUGAGCUAUAUGCACGUCACCGAUACCGGCAAACAGCAGGAGACUAUAGUCUUCAACGGUUGCUCUGUAGACCCAUAUCUAUUCGACAACUUCGUGACGACGGAUGGAGACGUGCUCGCUGCAAAGUUCAAAGCUUUUAAAUUCCCGGACACCAGCUACGUGCAGUUCAGAGGAACGGUCACCGUUUGCCUUGACAAAUGCCAAGGGGUUCAAUGCAGCAACGGAGCGAUUGGGUAUGGUCGAAAACGUCGUUCGAUUGCUUCAAGCGCCGAUUCCAGCAAGGUGUAUGAAGUGUCAUUGACGACCUUCAUCAAGGUGGACUGGACAGACCCCAAUGCCGCCAGGGAUUCAGAAUACCUCUCACUUCUGAAGAAUCUGAAAGUGGCAAAUCAGAAAUUAGGUGACGUCGACGGAACACAAGCAACCGUUGCCGAACACACAAAGGACAACAGGCUAGUGACGUACAUCUCACCACUUGAACUAAACAGCUCCAGUGUGUUCACGCACAGCUGUGUACUGCUACUCGUCAGUUUAACAUUAGCGUUGUUUUAUUAG